AUGAAAGUCAGUAACAAUCAGGGGAAACAAGGCAGCUGUCGAACAAAAAAUCAACAAAAUAAAGGAAAAAUGACUACCUCAAAUAUCGACUUACGAUCCAUUGAAAAAUUUCUUUGUAAAUUGGCCACUGAGAAAGUAGGGACUAUAAUCAAGACAAAAUCUGGAACGCAACAAACGUACGAUUUAAAGACAGGGUCCAGGAAAGUUGAUAUUGUCACUGAGAUUGAUAAACAAGUUGAAAAAUUGAUUUGGGAUUCAUUAAAGACAGAAUAUCCUACUUUUCAAUUCAUUGGUGAAGAAAGUUAUGUGAAGGGGAUCACUAAGAUUACUGAUGAUCCUACAUUCAUUGUGGAUCCAAUUGAUGGUACUACUAAUUUUGUACAUGACUUUCCUUUCAGUUGUACAUCUAUUGGUUUAACUAUAAAUAAAGAACCUGUCGUUGGUGUUAUUUAUAAUCCUCAUUUAGAUUUAUUGAUAUCGGCAUCGAAGGGUUAUGGUGUAAGGAUUAAUGGUGAAGAUUUUGAUCAUGUAGAGAAAUUGGGAAGUAUGGGACCCUUGUUAUUGAACAAAUCGGUCGUUGCGUUACAACCAGGAUCUGCUAGAGAGGGUAAAAAUUUUAAGAUUAAGAUGGCUACUUUUGAAAAUUUGUUAUCAUGUGAUGGUGGAUUUGUUCAUGGAUUUAGGAAUAUAGGUUCAUCUGCCAUGUCAUUAGCAUAUAUAGCAAUGGGAUAUCUUGAUGCCUAUUGGGAUGGUGGAUGUUAUUCAUGGGAUGUUUGUGCAGGCUGGUGUAUAUUAAAUGAAACUGGCGGGCGUGUCGUUGGUGCUAAUCCUUUAGAAUGGGAUAUAGGAGUUGAUAAUAGAACAUACCUAGCGGUUAGAGGUACAAAACGUGGUGAUGAAAAGGAUCAAGAAAAAUAUAUUCAAGACUUUUGA
Messenger RNA from Naumovozyma dairenensis CBS 421, 933 nucleotides. It is a transcript of the gene INM1, whose product is annotated as inositol monophosphate 1-phosphatase INM1. The coding region runs from base 1 to 933 and encodes 310 amino acids. The transcript has a single exon. The record is from RefSeq and is a predicted model, not a curated record. Gene Ontology annotation, biological process: signal transduction; phosphatidylinositol phosphate biosynthetic process; inositol metabolic process. Lineage: Eukaryota; Fungi; Ascomycota; Saccharomycetes; Saccharomycetales; Saccharomycetaceae. Gene Ontology annotation, molecular function: inositol monophosphate 1-phosphatase activity.